ACUACAAUCUAAAAAUGUCAGCCGAAGUGGCUAGACCCCGUCAAUUGGCUCCUAUUGAGCAUCCCAUUUCGAGAAUCGGCAACCCACAAAAUUUGGAUGUAAGAGGUUUUUCCAGAGAUGGAAAUAGGAUUAUAGAAAGUAGAGCAAGUUCCGGUCGACCUUUAGCUAAUGAAGGAAACUAUGAGAAAAGAAGAACCGAGUCCAGAAGAAGUAGUAGACAAGGAAAAUUUUCGGAAGAACGUCCUCAGCGAAUCGAAGCAAUUCCGGAAGGAGUCGAAGUUAUUAGAGCCGAUCCCGGUAAAACUACAUUGCCUUUGUUUGGGUCUAAAAGUCAACUAGAAAAUCGUGCUUUCAGCCGCCUUUCGCAAACAUCACGAGAUUCGCAAAAGAGACGCUUAGAAAUCGAUGAAUUGGAACAUUUGCUAAAAGAAAGAGGCAAACAUGGUUUUAAUGAAAUAAAGAAACGUUUUAUUGCCAAUGAUCCAGAACAAAGAGGGAAUGUUUCAAAAGAGGGCCUUCAAAAGAUUCUUGUUGAUAUGCUCAAAAAGCCCAUUUCAUCAUCUCAAUUGGAAGAACUAUUAAUUCGUUUGGGUUUGGAAAAACGUAGAAUUAUAUCUUAUACUGAAUUUGGAGCACGUUUUAGAGACGCCUCGAGCCCAGAACAACCUAGAUACGUGGAUCCCGUUCAACGACAUUGGCAAGAGAGAGCAGCUCUUAAAGCAUCCGAAGUGCAUGAACACUUAAAAGAAAAAGCUAAACAAAACGUAAUAGAUGUCGUUGGAUUAAUACCUCAACAUAAUCCAGACGGAUCUCGUUAUAUUCUUAAACCAGAAUUCAAAAAUGUCUUGAAUAGUUUAGGACUUGGCCUAGACAAUGAAGAGUUUGAUAAAUUAUGGAAACGAUACGACCCUUAUUGCAAGGGAACUAUUGACGGAAAAUAUCUAAUGAAAGAACUUGGCAUAGAAGUAGGAGGGCAAAUUGAUACGGGAAGGUCAAGAGAGUCUUCAAGAUCCAAUAUGUUGAAAAAGGAAAGUGAUAGACAAAGGUCUAUUGACAUUGAAAAGUGGCUGAAGAGAAAAUUCAGAGAAGGCUUUAUUCAAAUGAGAAAAGAUUUUGAGGCCAAAGACAAAGAUUGUAUAGACAUAGUAACGCAUAAAGAUUUCAUAUCAGUUCUCAAGAAGUAUGGACUAAAUUUGGAAAUUGAAUAUCUAGACGAAUUUUUAGCAAGAUGUUCAAUAGAGCCGAAAAAAGCUGGUGUUCCCUAUAAAGAAUUUCUCUUAAAAUUCCAAGAUAGAAGCGAAGAAGGCAUGUCGCAUCAAAUUUUAACGAAUACCAAUCAUAAGUAUAAUCGUCCAAAUUCACCAAGCAAUCUUUCGUCUCUGAGUGCAAUUGAGGCUCGACUACUCAGCUACUUUCAAAAAGAUUUCCUUGCACUUCUUGGAACUUUUCAUAAAAUCGAUAAACUUAGUCAAGAUAUAGUAAGCCAAGAGGAAUUUAGAGCUGCUAUUGAGAGUAGAUUUGAAAUUGAGAUGACGGACGAACAAUUCCGAUUAUUUAUUGAUAAAGUUCCCUUAGACGAUGAGGGUAAUGUGAAAUAUGCUGAAUUUAUGGCUCAGUUCGAUACGGAGGGACCUUCAAAGCCAGCUCCAAGUCUAUUUGGACCAAAGAGGGCAAUGCUAAGAAAGUAUAAACCUAUAGGAGUACUGCCAGCUGAUCCUACUCCACCUCCGUCAGCAAAGGCCAAGCCAGUUGCAAGGCCUAUAGGCGCCUUGCCGAGAGAUCCAUCUCCACCAGGAGAUGAUAAAAAUCUGUUAUUGGAAGAAGAAGAGGAUCACGAAAGUUUGUUAGAGAUACCUCGUGAACCAAGAAACGAGAAAGAAUUAUUUAUUAUACUUAAGGAUUUGAUGAAGAAUAGAUAUCAAGAUGUGGAAAGAGUUUUCUUCGAGAUAGAUGAACUAAAUACAAGAAGAAUGAGCCAAGACACAUUGUAUCAGCUGCUGAAAAAAUUGAAAUUAGAGCCAAUCAUAAAUAGAGCAGAAAUUCGUUGCAUCUGGAAAUCGUUAAUAACAAAUACGGAUAAUACAUUAGAUUUUCUGCAAUUUGCUCGUCAUUUUGGUUAUUCUCUAAAGUCUGCUGCCUUCCCUAAUGCAAAAAUUCAACCUCCGAGGAAGGGAGACUCUGACUUGAUGAUGCGUAGCCGAAAAUUGAAUUGUGCUGCUGAUAUGCUUAUGGACAGCCUUCGAUCUAAAAUUGAUUACAUGUGGGAAGAUAUCCGCAAGGAAUUUGAAAUUAUGGAUCCUUACAAAACUGGUCUUGUUAGUAUUGAGGAAUUUCGCGACGUUAUGACUGAACUCUGCGUCCAUCUCUCAAACUAUGAGUUGGAUUUACUUACGAAGAAAUACAACACGGUAGAUGGACGUGUUUCCUACGUGGAACUUCUAAAACCCUUUGCUCUAAAGAGGCAAGUGUGGAGACAUGGAAAUAAUAUGUUAUCUCUUCUACAGUUUCCGCAAUCGGAUAAUGAUGUUUGUCGGCCUCCACAGAGAGGCAUGGACGGCGUGACAGCUAAACUUAGACAAAAGUUAUCGAGUGAUUGGAAAACUCUAAGACAAGCUUUCAGAAAAUUGGAUACAAACAAAACAGGCUAUUUAAACCUUGCAGAAUUUAAAUCAGUAUUAAAGUUGGUGAACGUAAUUUUGGACGAAGAGGAAAUUUAUCAAAUAAUGACAGAAUUCGACGAAAAUCUUAGUGGUAAAAUACCUUAUAAGCAAUUUAUGAGCAAAGCCUUGCCAGAAGCAUCUAUGAGCAGAAUGAGCUCUAGACAGUCGUUUGCAAGUUCUAGAAAGUCGGCUAAUUUCUGAAAGAAAAAAAUUGGUAUAAAAUCGAAAAGGAAAAGUUGACGACGUGGUUUUUUUGUUCGUUUUUUUUUAUGGAGUAAUCUACUUCUCCACCAUAAGUUUCUUUUUGCAAAAUAAACACCAAAGGAAAGAAUAAGGAAAAGCCGAACUAACAGAGCUAUAAUUGUCCUAAUGAGGUUUUCCUUUAUUAAUAUAUAUAUACUUUUUUCAUAAGAUCAAAAUAAAUGGAAAGUUAAUUAAAA
Molecule: messenger RNA, 3100 nt
Organism: Dimorphilus gyrociliatus
Lineage: Eukaryota; Metazoa; Annelida; Polychaeta; Dinophilidae
Source: the annotation of a GenBank genome assembly